Messenger RNA from Columba livia (rock pigeon), 5161 nucleotides. It is a transcript of the gene IL18R1, whose product is annotated as interleukin 18 receptor 1. NCBI's taxonomy places the organism in Eukaryota, Metazoa, Chordata, Aves, Columbiformes, Columbidae. Gene Ontology annotation, molecular function: interleukin-1 receptor activity; interleukin-18 receptor activity; interleukin-18 binding. The transcript has 13 exons. Gene Ontology annotation, biological process: positive regulation of type II interferon production; interleukin-18-mediated signaling pathway. The record is from RefSeq and is a predicted model, not a curated record. Bases 888 to 2585 code for a protein of 565 amino acids.
GUUGCUACAUUUAGCUUAAUAUAUGAGCUCCUAAACCCCCAUCCUACUUCCAUCACACUUCUUGGAAAAAGUCCCGCGAUGGGCAUUCAGCAGAAAAGCAGAGGAAGAGGCGUUUCGGCUCUAAAGGUGACUGAAGACAUCACCUACUUACGCCUCUUUUUCCUCCGCAAGGUUGUGAGAGGGAAGACCCACAUCUCCUAGAAGAGUUGAGCUUCACUCCCUUUGCUCGUGGCGGGCUAAUCUCUCGGUUUCACCCACGACCAGGUGACAGCACAGCACUCUUUGUCAGACCGGUAACAUUUCGAGCCGCCUUCACCGCGCUGCUGCCCGGCCCCCGCUGCGGCACCGGGCAGCGCUUCUUUCCAGCGAAACUGGAAAGCGACCCCGCGGCCCCUGCGCGGGUCACCGCACCCGGGAACAGGAAGGGGCGGUGCGGCGCGGAGAGGAGCGGAGCUCCCGCCGAGCGCCCCUGCCAGGAGGUUUUCCAGACUGAGUUUUCUAUGUAUUUACUCACUUAUCAAGAGAGAUUACUCAGUGAUGAAUUAGGUUCAGAAGAUUUAAAAGUGCAAGGUGUAACUCUGGAGUUCAAAAGACUGCCUCUGAGUCAGCUUUCCACCUGGCAAGACUUGCAUAUGAUUCAUGGGAUGAUGACAUACUUGCAAUGAACUAGGGAGGAUGAUAGGAGAGGGAGAGCAGCUACACAUUUUGAUGCCAUUCUGGAAUAUUGCUGGAAAUGCAGUAGCCUCCUGCUUCUGGCUGCUUUACAUCAUGGGAAUUUUCUGACUGUAAAUCUCAGAGUAGUCUCUUAAAACACUUUCAGUACAAGCAAGAACUUGAAACUUCAGUUUCAUUUUUUUUGGAAAAGAAGUGAGAAGUAACUCAAGAAAAUGACUCUGAUGAUUUUUUUUUCCAUCUUUAUAAUUCAAUGUGCUACUGAGAAGCUGUGUCCACUUCGUACCUCCAUUGAUGUAUUGGAAGGGGAAUAUUUUUUCCUUUGUUAUCUUGAGUCAAGGCAAGAACAUUUUCAGGAAGAAGCAUACACAAUAAACUGGUACAAAGAAAACACUGGAAAGCAGCAACUGAUAAAGCAAACACACAGAAAUGUUUCCCAAAAGAAUUUUCUGGAGUUCUGGCCAGCUGAACUCACUGACUCUGGGAGUUACUCUGUCACUCACAGCAAUGGAAAACAAAAUUUCACAAUUCAAAAGUGGACCUUGAAUGUACUUGAAAGAAAUAAAAGCAGCUGUUUCAACAGAAAUCAUUUAACCACAGAAACUAAAAAUGCUGGAACUGGUUAUUCACUGAAAUGCAGUGAUUUGUCUGUCAAUGAAAAUGACAGCAUAACAUGGUACAAGGACUGUAAGAACUAUGAAAAUGAAACAGAGCGGGAACUGGAUUUUAAAACCUUAACAGUACAACACUCCGGGAUAUAUACCUGUAAGAUUUUAAUCCAUCAUGAAGGAAAGAUAUACCACAGCACAAGUACAAUUAAGUUGGUAGUGGAAGAAGAUGCACCAGAGGCUGUGACUUUGGAGAUAGUCGGACGCAAUGAAGAAAUUGAAACAGAAAUAGGUAAGGAAGAAAUACUCAAUUGCACAGGUUUCUUAGGUUAUUAUAUGCAAGAAGAUGCCAGCCUCUACUGGUUAAUUAAUCAAAUGUUUCCAGAAAAAUGCUUGGGUAUCCCUGAGAAUGAACCUUCAAUAUGUGAAGAAGAGUUCAAAAACUUACAGCUGGGAAACAAGUUCUAUGUCACAAGGCUACUACGGAUUAAAAAAGUAACAGAUGAGGACAUGCAUCAUAAUUUCACCUGCAUGUUGCAAGCUGAUGAUAGAACACAAAUAAAAAUAGUGAAACUGAAGAAAGGGAACACCAGAGAUCUGCCUGUGUACAUGUUUACAACUGGAAUGGUCCUUGCUGUGCUAUUUCUGUGUGUUGCUGUAGCUGCAGUGUUUGUCUGUGUCAUGUUUAGAGUCGACUUAGUUCUAUUUUACAGGAACAUAUGCAAAAGAGACGACACUGCUGGAGAUGGAAAAGAAUAUGAUGCAUUUGUGUCUUACCUGAAGGACUGCAUUUCUCCUAGUGAAGAAGAGAGGGAAUUUGCUUUGAAGAUUUUACCCACAAUAUUAGAAGAAAACUUUGGAUACAAGUUGUGUGUAUUUGAGAGGGAUAUAUCCCCUGGAGGAGCGGUUGUUGAUGAUAUCCAUUCAUUCAUUGACAAAAGCAGAAGAUUAAUCAUUAUACUGAGCCAGAACUAUGUUUCUGACAGAGCCAUAUAUGAACUUGAGAGUGGACUGCAUAAAGCCCUAGUUGAAAGGAAAACUAAGAUCAUAUUAAUUGAAUAUAUGCCUAUAAGUGACUACAAUUUCUUGCCAGAAUCACUGUCUCUUUUGCCAUCAAAGACGGUUGUGAAGUGGAAAAAAGAUAAAUCUCUUCCUGUGAAUUCCAGAUUUUGGAAGAACCUUCGGUACCUGAUGCCAGCGAAACCUACCAAGACAAACACCAAAGGGCACUAUAAUAAUCUUGAUCUAGGCUCAGAAGGGCCUCAAACACGGACUGAGGGCUGUGACUUUAAUGCAUUCGUAUAACAGUUCUGGAGACAGAAGAUGCAGCAAAAAACUGUGCUUUUUGCUAACUACUUGAAAACACAAUCUGCACACUUAUUUUGGGAAGAUAGUGUUCAUAAAAGGCCGAGUCUGAGAUUUGAGAAGAAUGUAGAAACCAUUACAGUGGCUAAGACGAUGUUAACCCUAAUGCUAAAUGCUGUCCCAGAGAGUUUCCUCAGCAAUCUGCACAAGGAGCAGAAAUUUGAUUCUGCUUAGGACUUAUAGCACAAAGCCCAAUGCAAAACAUUUUGAUUUCACAUUUUCUAAUAAUGUGGAAUGAUACUAGUUAUACUUGCAUACUUUUUGAGGCCCCUUCAAUAAAUAUAUCAGUACUUUCAAAGUAUUAUUAUUGUGAUGUUGUUGGUUUUGUAUUUUGGUAUUUCCUAAGGACCCUGCUUGGGAGUAAACCCAAACAGCCCCCGCCCCAGAGAGCCUGGUAUGCAGGCUUUGGGCAGUGUCAAGUAGAAGAAUCAAGUGAAAACAGAGAAAAGGGAGGUUAGAAAGAGUAAGGCAGAUUUGAUCAGGCUACCAUUAUUCACUACGGACUUGUACAUGUUCUAGACAAGUCAAGUGUGAGUGAUUCGGAGGAAUGGUAAAAACUGUUUCCAACUUUCUGUUCCACUGAGAAUACAGUAAAUGAUCAUUUUGGCAGGGAAAAGAGGUGGACGGGAUAGAGAUAAUAGUAUUUUGCUCAUGGACACCGAUAUCUACAUUGUACCCUGAGCUACCUUCAGCUGAGGGAUGUAAGGGAUUUACAUGAAAACAAGAUCUCUGGUAUGUACAUAUACUCUUAAGACUUUGGAACAUUUGUACUUAGUAUUAUUUUCAAAAACAAAGUUAGAAAUGCCAUUCAAAGCCAUGGUAAACCUUCCUUAUUAUUACCUGCUUGACAGAAGAUACAAGUCUGACAAAAAUUCCUGGAUAAAAUGGAAUGGUAUUUCCUACUAAUAUGAAUGGGGAGAAAUCAAUGGAGAAUCAUUUUGGAAGAUCUUCUGUCACUUUGCUAGGAGACCACCAAGGCUCAGCCCAGUUUCAUCAUCAUCUUGCAUUCAACUAAUGCUAGUUCUGAGGAGACUUCUCUUUGACACGGAUAAUUAAUCUGUACAGCUGUAGUGGAGGAGCUCCAUUACUUCCUCAGUGCACUUGAGAACACAUCUAGAAUGCUGAGUAUUAUGGCAAUGACAUGUCUCAGGAUUGAUGAGAAUGAAAUACCUUGUUGUUUGUCAAAUAUCCCGUAAUCAAGCAUGGAUUCUGACAGUAGUUCAGGUAAAAGUAAAGGCUAAAUGUGGAUUUACAAAACGGAGACAACACAGUUGCCAGGUUAACAUGCAGAGGAAAAGGAACAAAUAAAUAAAGCACUCAUCUAUGGUGUCCUUCAGAUCAGCUCCAAGAGGUCUCUCUCUUUCUGUCAGGCAACUAAAGAGCUAUUAAAAUGUGAUUCUUAGGCAAAAGCCAUUCUCUGGCUUAAGCUUUUACUGCAGAGAUUUUCUGCUCUGUAGAUAUGUGUCUUUAUAUUUCCAAAUCUUUCCCAAGGUUCUUUUCUUCUCUACCAGUGUUUCUUGUAACUUGUAAUCACAGGUCACUUUUAACAGUUUUUUUGCAGGACUAAUGAUUGCCUCUACUUCAGAAAUGCCAUUGGACAUACUGGGCACAUCCAUUUCUUGGCCAGACAGCUGACAGAAAAGUUAGUAAUUUUCCUGGUUCUUAACUGAGGCUUUAAACUUCCUCCUCAGCCACAUAGUCUUUCACAUGCUGUCAUCAAUGUACUUUCUAACAAUAUGAGUGUCAAGUGUAGUCUGCAUGUGAAUACAGAUGAUAGUGCACAUGGUUUGUUAAAAGCUCUGGACUGAGCCUAUGCUCUAGGAGGAUCAGCUACUAUAAAUUGAGGUUGAAUUUGCCAUGAAUGCUCCCUCACUUUAGCUUGGAGAGAUGAUGUUACUGCAUGUACCUGCUCUAACUCAGGAAGCUGUACCCUGAAGAUUGAGAGACCAUGGGGAAUUUGACCACGACGAGAUUUUACACAGUACCAGAGUACUAUACAUAAGGAAGGCUGAAAGCUAAACAGUAUUAACUCCAAAGUUGUUUGAAUACCAGAAAAAUAGGCAUUCAAAUGUAGUAUAUUGAACUACUCAAUAUCUGUGAAAGGGCAAGUAUUUUUGCACAGAGUGAUAUUGUGACACAGUCAUUUAAUCUCUAUAGUGGAUCAUCACUGCCCAUGCUGUGAUAAAGGGAAACAAGGGAAAUUAAGGAUAUGUAUGCUUAUAUUAACACCAGAUGUUGUUGUUAUUGCUCUUACAUACUGAAUUACUGACUUCAGUAAUUACUGACUUCAGUAAUUCAGGCUUGGAAAUGUCUGCUUUCUGUUUACCAGUGCCUAUAGAAAAGGAGCUGCUAAUGUGAAUUUUGUAAAUGGUAGUUGUGUCGAUUUGCCUGAUUAUGCACGCGUCAACUUAUAAGUGAAUUCACAUGAUUGUUUGAGGUAAUGGGACAUUCCUGAGAUUUAUAAUGCAUUUUUGUUCCAUUUUUGUACUUAAUAAAACUUUAUUUCCCCCUCUCCA